CGUUCCUAUUCAUUUUAAAAAUUACGAUUUAAGUACGUUUUUGCAAAUAUCUCUCUUUUUUAAAAAAAACAAGUGUUCAGUAGAUUAAUAGUGCACGAUGGCAGGCCAUAAAUACAUUACUAACUCUAGUAAUUUAUUCGAGGAUGAAGAUGUGGACGCCGACAUGUACGUGAACCGUUAUAGGCCACGGAUAGCUACGACACAAUCGAAACCUGUGACUACGCAAUACGAUGGACGCAUUGCUGAAUUGGAGCGGCAGAAACAAGCUAUCUUAGAGCGAACUCUGGAUUCAUCUGACAGAAGCAUAUGCCUUCUUCGCGAAUCCGAGGAUAUAGGCGCCCAGGCAGCAGUGGAACUGAACCGCCAGCGCGAACAGCUUGAAACAACCGACAAAAGGCUUGAUGAAAUGAACAUAAACUUAAACUACAGCCAGAAGCACCUAAAUGGAAUUAAAUCUGUAUUCUAUGGACUUAAAAACUAUAUUUCGGGUAGGUCUAACGAUGUCCGUGUGCCUAAUCAAACGUCACCAGGUAAAACAUCCAGUAAGAAAGAUCGGCCCAGCGGCAGUGGCUUGACCGACACUAUAACUAAUUUUAAUAAUGAUAUUACACCUGAAGAUCGAUUCAGUACUUAUCCCUCUGUUCACCUGAAAGGUUUGGAGCAGCAAACUAUGGCUGCACCUAUCUCCGAUAGUCAACGUAUCAACACAUUACUUGAUGACAACCUUAAAGAGAUGGUCCAACACGUAACAAGACUAAAAGGCCUUGGUGUUGACCUCGGAAGGGAAAUUGAUACACAGAAUGAACUGAUAGACAAGAUUCAGGAUAAGGUUGAAGUGGUAGACGUCAAAAUUGGCAAACAGAACAAGACCAUGAACAAACUUCUUGGAAAAUAAUCCAAAUUCAGUUGAUUUCACCUCUUCAAGAUAAGCGUAAUCCUAAAACAAGCUGCCCAUAGGCAUUGCAAGUCACAAAUCAC
Messenger RNA from Hyposmocoma kahamanoa, 978 nucleotides. RefSeq names its product soluble NSF attachment protein 29-like. The record is from RefSeq and is a predicted model, not a curated record. Gene Ontology annotation, cellular component: plasma membrane; SNARE complex. The transcript has a single exon. Gene Ontology annotation, biological process: synaptic vesicle priming; synaptic vesicle fusion to presynaptic active zone membrane; exocytosis. The coding region runs from base 98 to 895 and encodes 265 amino acids. NCBI's taxonomy places the organism in Eukaryota, Metazoa, Arthropoda, Insecta, Lepidoptera, Cosmopterigidae. Gene Ontology annotation, molecular function: syntaxin binding; SNAP receptor activity.